CGCCAUCGAAAGACCCCAAAGGACCAAGAUGGCUGCGCCCGAGACAGACACCGGGGAGUUUGAACGCUGGCUAAAUGAUCGGCUAGACUCGCUAGAAGUGGACCGUGAGGUAUACGGGGCGUACAUUUUAGGGGUCCUGCAAGAGGAGGAGAGUGACGAGGAGAAAGAGGAUGCGCUUCAAGGGAUUUUAUCAGCAUUUUUGGAUGAGGACACCGUGGAAGAUGUCUGCAAACAGAUCAUCAAGCAGUGGACGGAGUGUUGCAACCGAUCGUCGGCCAAAAGAAGUGCUGAUGAUGCUGAGGUCCAAGCCAUCGCCAGCAUGAUAGAAAAGCAAGCUCAGAUUGUGGUGAAACAGAAAGAGGUGUCCGAGGAGACGAAGAAAAGGAAAGAAGCCCUCCUUGCUCAAUACGCUAACGUAACAGAUGAAGAGGAUGAAGCUGAAGACGAGGAGGCGCCAAGUGGAAAUCACAUUGCAGGAAAUGAGAAGUCUCUGUUCAAGAACACCAACGUGGAAGAGGUGCUAAACAGACAAAAGCAAAAGCGGGAACAGGCUCGCGAAGAUGCUCAGAAGAAGAAGGAAAUGGACAAGAUGCAGCGGGAGAAGGAUAAACUAGCCAAACAAGACAGAAAAGAGAAGGAGAAGAAGCGUACACAGAAAGGCGAACGCAAAAGAUAAAACCAAGAGAAAGGACACUUUGUAUGUGAAAAGGUUUUGUUACAACAGUCAUUGCCUCUUUUUAGCUAAAUCUCAUUGGCACCGUCAGUAUGUGAACAUGACUUCAUCAGACCCUCCUUGUUAAUCACUCUCUGCAACUCAUGCUGUGUAAACAAUGUACUGGAUGUUGUGCAGGUCCAAGAUUCUGGCCUUUUUUUCUUGGAUGCUGAUAUGGGCAGACACAGAAGGACAUGGUCUAGGAAUAAAGCAGCAAAUCUUUCUAUGAUGAUGAUUUAAAAAAAUAGUUGCCUAUUUAAGUCUGCCAAUAUUCUAGCAAGUGUAAAACAUUCUUCAGCUAAGCUUUGACAGUUACCCCUGAGAUAAUCAAAGUAUUCAUCUAAAGCAUAAAUUGGAUUGACUGUGAUAAAAAUCAGUCAAAUCAAAGCAAAUACACAGAGUUUUUAGGAAUUUUCCUCUGUGCCAAUAUCUUCCAAAUGACUUUCAUUUCUGCACAACCUCUAAGUAAAGGCAAGUCCUCAUGUCAAACAUUCUCGCUUUCAUUUCAGUGCUUUAGGUUUUAGUUUUACUGACUAUGCAUUUUGUCUGACAAUAAGAACAAAGGACUGGUUGUUAAAUUAUACCUCAAGUAUCAUGACAUGUACCAUGAUUUGAAUGUUUAUAAUGAGGUUCAUCAUCUUUUUAAAGUAAUUAAAAAAAACAUUUUGAGCAAA
Lates calcarifer (barramundi perch) is the source of this 1386-nucleotide messenger RNA. It is a transcript of the gene ccdc43, whose product is annotated as coiled-coil domain containing 43. The transcript has 5 exons. The coding region runs from base 29 to 676 and encodes 215 amino acids. Lineage: Eukaryota; Metazoa; Chordata; Actinopteri; Centropomidae. The record is from RefSeq and is a predicted model, not a curated record.